This is a messenger RNA of Seriola aureovittata, 1448 nucleotides long. Its product is annotated as G-protein coupled receptor 4-like. Lineage: Eukaryota; Metazoa; Chordata; Actinopteri; Carangiformes; Carangidae. Gene Ontology annotation, biological process: G protein-coupled receptor signaling pathway. The transcript has 4 exons. The record is from RefSeq and is a predicted model, not a curated record. Gene Ontology annotation, molecular function: G protein-coupled receptor activity. The coding region runs from base 72 to 1007 and encodes 311 amino acids. Gene Ontology annotation, cellular component: membrane.
GUGCAGUCGAUGGUACAUGGAACACAUUACAUUGGUGGUACAGCGGCACUUAACCAGUCAAAGUGUGAAGGAUGGAGUAUUUCUACCUCAACGACUUUGCCGACUUCAAUUACACCUAUGAGUACUAUUUUUAUGACCUUGUGAAUUACACCAUGUUCGAAGAGUUUGACUUUCGUAACAUGAACAAUUGGCAAACUGUUGGGCCGAGCGCCUCGCACAUGAUUUCAUGCAUUGUGAUCUGGAUAGGUUUUCCAUUGACCUUGUUGGCCAUCUAUGCUCUGUAUUCACUGGUGCGACACGACCAUGUUGCUCCGGUCUAUGUCAUCAACCUCCUGAUCGCCGACCUCAUCCAGAUGUGCUGCAUGGUGAUCUGGGUGGCAGAUCACAGGAGCUCUAUGGUCUUCUACUUCUCUACUUUAAUCUACUACAUUGGUGUGAUGGCCAGCGUUGGCUUUAUGGUGUGUGUCGCCCUAGAAAGGUAUUUGGUCAUCGCCUGCCCACUGUGGUACCGCUUCAGACGAAACAUCAAGUUCUCGGUGCAGGUCUCCAUUAUGGUCUGGGUCUUAUGUUUCAUCGAGUUCCUUGUUGCCCGGCUAACUAACGUCUUCGUCAUUGUCCGCUUCAUCUUCCUCCUCCUCCCCUUCCCGCUGCUGAUCAUCUUCUCGGCUGGUACCUUCAAAGCCCUGUCUGCGGCCAUUUCUGUCACUCCUAAAGAAAAACGGAGAAUCUUAGGAACUUUAGUCCUGGUGCUGCUGAAAUACACACUGCUGUUCCUGCCCUUGGUCAUUUGGCUCCUGGAAAUGUCAUGCAGGUGUUUACCUUACAUUGCCGAUGAUUCACGCUUAUACUUAUCAUUCCUUCAGUUCAGUCCUCUUGCAGACUUGGUUCUGUAUGUUUUCAUGAGGAAAGGGGCUGCAGACAAGCUGCUGGCCUCCCUGUGUUGUUGCAGGAUGACAGGAGAGGAAGAAGUGAGCCAGAUAGAUGCUGAAGAAGUCUGUUCUGUGUAGUAGUGGCAUGCUGUCAGGACAAGCAAGGAGAGCAGUGUAUGACCAGUUACCAGUUCCUAUUUUUUAACUGCAGUAAGGGAGUUAGUCUUCUAACCGCUGUUUCCGCUAAACAUUCAAAACAUUUUCUCAGUAAGAUGAGAUCUGUGUUGUGUUAUACCGCACAAGUAAUUUGUUGAUAACCAUAGUGAGAGACUCUCUUCCUGUCUAAGUUCUCAGAAAUAAUAUUAUAUAUUAUUCUUAGAACUUCUUAAUAGAACAAUUAAUAAUUAUUAUUACUAUUGACCAUAUGAUUGAUAUGAUAAUAAUAUAAAACUAUUGGUAUAUUUCCUUUCUCUACAUUUAAUUGCAGAAUAAAUAGAGACGCAAUUCUUUGCCUAGUAAAUGAUACAAUCUUUAUUUACUACAGCUGAUGCUGCAGAGCUUCAAGACUUAGACGCCAAA